This is a messenger RNA of Stylonychia lemnae, 516 nucleotides long. Lineage: Eukaryota; Ciliophora; Spirotrichea; Sporadotrichida; Oxytrichidae. The record is from the annotation of a GenBank genome assembly.
AUGGCAUUAUUUUUUUAAGCUGGCUCCAAAGCAUAUGCUGGUCUCUCUAUUAAAGGAUUGUAUUCUGAUUAGUCUGAAUAGACACUAUCUGCUUUUUUAUAUACAUACGAAGCUGAUAGUCCCUAUGAUAUUUCUAAUGAUCAAUUGUUUUAAAAAUAAUAUGAAGACUGUCCACUACUAAGAUGCUAUAAAAAUCAAACUAAUACUGCCUUAACCAUUUAUCAUUUGAACUCUUCAGGACUGAUAGAGAGUUCAUAGACUAUUUUGAUAAAAUUAUAUGACUAAUGUUUGGAUGUUAAAUAGUUUUCCUCUCCAAGAGUAUAUGUAAUGCUAAAGAAUUCAACAGCCAUAUUUGUAGCGAAGAUUGACUAUGAUAAUUUAAAUGCAAUAAUCUCUGACUUUUCUUACAUAGCUAAGCAAACUUCAAAAUUAAGCAGUGGGUUUAUUACUGAAUCUGAAGCAUCUUAUGUAGUGGGUGGCUUAGAUUUCUUAACUCAAAACACAUAUGUGUUCUGA